Rotaria sp. Silwood2 is the source of this 1380-nucleotide messenger RNA. NCBI's taxonomy places the organism in Eukaryota, Metazoa, Rotifera, Eurotatoria, Philodinida, Philodinidae. The record is from the annotation of a GenBank genome assembly.
AUGCAACAAUUCUCAAACGAUUCUGGUUCCUGGAAUUUAAUUGUUGUUCCACCUUCAUCAUCUUUACUCUAUAAUUCAAAUACCUAUGAAUCCAUGCCACAUAAUACUACAACAGGAAAUGAUAUAAAUAAUUUAAUUUUACCAAUAUCAUCUUUAGUAAACUCACAACCGACAACAAAUGAAACAAAUUCUGCUAAUUAUUGGGCAUUAACACUUAUAAUUUUUCCUUUAUUUACUAUUGUUGGUAAUGUACUUGUUGUUGUUAGUGUUUAUCGGGAAAAAUCAUUACAUACUGUAACAAAUUAUUUUGUCGUAUCACUUGCUAUAUCCGAUAUAACUGUUGCUGCUGUUGUCAUGCCAUUUGCUAUUUAUCUUGAAGUUGCCAUUGCAGUCGAUCGUUAUAUAGCAGUAACAAAACCGCUUAAAUAUGCUCGACAUAAAAGCCCUAGACGUGUUGCUAUCAUGAUUGUUAUUGUAUGGUUAACAUCAUUUUGUAUUGCUCUUCCUAUUGUUAGUGGUGUGAAUAAAUCUGAUGUUGCUGAUUAUCCUCGAGUACCUGAACAAUGCGCAUUUUUUAAUAAUAAAUUUCUUAUUUUUUCAUCCCUUGGUUCAUUUUUCAUUCCAUGUAUUAUUAUAUUUGCCAUUUAUUAUCGUAUAUUUAUGGUUAUUAUGGGACAAGCAAGAAAAAAUCGUAAACAAUUUCGACCAAAAACUGUUAUUGAAUCAGCUGCAGCACAACAGCGUACAAAUGCUGAUCAUCUUAUAACAUCAUAUUUUCAAGAACGACCAUCAACUAUAGUCCAAACAUCAAUAACAUCACCUGUUGAUUUAAAUGAAACAUCACCAAUAAAUAUGAAUAAUUCAUUAGAAUCUCAGCGUAAUAGUUUAAUGUUAAAAUUAACUACACCUGUUUUAUCACCCGGAUUAUGUCCUUUAAUGAAUACACUAUCAUUAUCUAGUGAACAAAAUGAUGAUGAUGAACGUGAUGAUAUUUCUUUAUUUAUUCAACAUGAAGAAACUAAUGGAAAUAAUAAAAAUCAACAUGCAAAGCAAAUUGAAAAUAUUUCAACAAAUAUUAUUCAUUUUAAAACAAAAAAUCGUAGUUCACAAACAGAUAUGGAUAAUCAUUGUCAUUAUCCAGCUAAACGUGUUAAAACACGUUUAAAAGCUAAAAUUAAUUCCGAUGGUUCAGCUAUACCAACAACAGUUAUAACAUCAACAAGUAAUGUUCGAGUUGCUAAACGUAAAGCUUAUUCACGCAUGAAAAAAGAACGUAAAGCAACACAAACACUUAUUAUUGUUCUAAAAUCUUCAAAAGUAAGAAAAGCUUAUUCAUGUCGAGAUGAAAAUCCAAUAAUUUCACCCUCAAAAUUUCUAUGA